AUGAAUUUUCAAAACAGCUGUGAUUUAGAGAGACCCGACAGGAACGUAGACUUAGAGGCACCUGAAAAAACAUUAUUCGGCAUCGGAACCGACAACUUCAUCACGCUUCUGAUAUUCGGACUUAUUUUUACUUUGGGGGUCCUUGGAAACUCUCUGGUCAUCACCGUUCUGUCUCAACGCAAACCUGGGCAGCAUAGAAGUACCACCAAUAUCUUCAUCCUGAACCUCAGUGUGGCAGAUCUGUCCUAUCUUCUCUUCUGCAUCCCCUUUCAAUCAACAGUUUACAUGCUGCCCACAUGGAUCCUGGGUGCUUUCAUUUGCAAGUUCAUCCACUAUUUUUUCACCGUGUCCAUGUUGGUGAGCAUCUUCACCUUAUCAGCCAUGUCUGUGGACAGGUAUAUAGCCAUCGUGCACUGCAGAAAGUCAUCUUCCAUUAGAGUUGCGAAGCACGCAUUGAUCGGGGUGGUGAUUAUAUGGGUGCUCUCCUUAGCCAUGGCCACUCCGGUUGCCUACUACCAGGGCAUCGUGGAAAGUGAGGAUAACAGUACGUUUUGCUGGGAAGUGUGGCCAGACCACAACCAGAGGAAGAUCUAUGUGGUGUGCACAUUUGUCAUUGGAUACGUGCUGCCUUUGAUUCUAAUAUCUUUCUGUUAUGCAAAGGUCCUGAAUCAUUUGCAUAAAAAGCUAAGAAAUGUCUCCAAAAAGUCUGAGGCAUCCAAAAAGAAGACUGCUCAGACAGUCCUGGUGGUUGUGGUGGUCUUCUGCCUGUCCUGGCUGCCCCAUCACGUGGUGCACCUCUGGGUUGAGUUUGGCUCCUUUCCCCUCAACCAGGCGUCCUUCGUUUUCCGAGUGGUGGCUCAUUGUCUGGCCUACAGCAACUCCUCUGUUAACCCUGUUAUUUACGCGUUCCUCUCUGAGAACUUCAGGCAGGCGUAUAAGCAGAUGUUCCGUUGUAAGGUUGCUUCUGAGUGUCCUACCAAUGAGGCCAGAGAGAUGAAGAGCAAGAUGGAGGCAGCGCCGUCCACUAACUGCACCACUGUGUAG
Molecule: messenger RNA, 1044 nt
Organism: Myxocyprinus asiaticus (Chinese sucker)
Lineage: Eukaryota; Metazoa; Chordata; Actinopteri; Cypriniformes; Catostomidae
Product: galanin receptor type 1-like
Exons: 3
Coding region: 1-1044 (347 amino acids)
Biological process (GO): positive regulation of cytosolic calcium ion concentration; G protein-coupled receptor signaling pathway; negative regulation of adenylate cyclase activity
Cellular component (GO): membrane
Molecular function (GO): galanin receptor activity
Source: RefSeq, a predicted model, not a curated record